AUGGUUCGUAUGGGCCAAGCGAUCACACUCGGUUGCAGUUCCAACGUUGUCUCUCAAGGAGUGUUGGUGUUCCCGCAGUUGGUGUAUUUACAGGUGCAGAUGGUGGAGCAUUUGGUGGACUUGCAUGGUUUCGGCCCCUUACCCAUGCUCGAGUUUGCUCAUGGAGAAAUCACGUGUAAAACUGAUCCAAAACACUUCGAAAGCUGGGCCCACAAGCUGGAGAGGAAGUGGACGUUCUGGUUCGACAACCAGUCCGAGCCCAACCAAGGCGCCGCCUGGGGUACCUCCCUUCGCCAGGUCUACACUUUCGACACCGUCGAGGAAUUUUGGUGUUUGUAUGACCAAAUAUUCAAGCCCAGCAAAUUGCCUGCGCAAGCGGAUUUCUAUUUGUUCAGAACUGGUGUUGAACCCAAGUGGGAAGAUCCCAAAUGUGCCAAUGGAGGCAAGUGGACUGUUUCUAGCAACAAAAAAUCUAGCCUCGAUACGAUGUGGUUAGAAACUUUGAUGGCUUUGAUUGGAGAGCAAUUUGAUGAGAUUUGUGGUGUGGUGGCGAGUGUGCGCCCGCGGCAGGACAAAAUUUCACUCUGGACCAAGACAGUUGCAAAUGAGGCUGUCCAGAUUAGCAUUGGAAGGAAGUGGAAGCAGAUAAUUGACUUCAGUGACAGGAUCACUUACAGCUUCCACGAUGAUUCUAGAAUGCAUGAACUGUCACUCGACGAUUUUGUUACAUGGAUCUCUACAUGUUAG
Molecule: messenger RNA, 747 nt
Organism: Morus notabilis
Lineage: Eukaryota; Viridiplantae; Streptophyta; Magnoliopsida; Rosales; Moraceae
Product: eukaryotic translation initiation factor
Exons: 2
Coding region: 1-747 (248 amino acids)
Biological process (GO): translational initiation
Cellular component (GO): cytoplasm; eukaryotic translation initiation factor 4F complex
Molecular function (GO): RNA 7-methylguanosine cap binding; translation initiation factor activity
Source: RefSeq, a predicted model, not a curated record